Messenger RNA from Quercus lobata, 2385 nucleotides. Its product is annotated as zinc finger MYM-type protein 1-like. NCBI's taxonomy places the organism in Eukaryota, Viridiplantae, Streptophyta, Magnoliopsida, Fagales, Fagaceae. Gene Ontology annotation, molecular function: protein dimerization activity. The transcript has a single exon. The record is from RefSeq and is a predicted model, not a curated record. The coding region runs from base 13 to 2367 and encodes 784 amino acids.
UUUGCUAGAAUUAUGGACAAAUAUUUGAUAAGAAAACCACGUACCCAAGAUUCAGCUCCUGCACAAGAUUCUUCUUCAUCUUCUAAGCGAAUUCGUGUUGACUUUAACUUAGAGAAUCUUCCUUCAGAUCCUGGGCUACGAGAAAAAAUAUCAUCUUAUCAUCCUAAUGAUCGUGAUGAAAUAAGAAGAUAUUAUUUAACAAAAGGCCCUUGUCAACCUGUUUUACACAGUGAUGAUUACCCUAUAUCUUUUUUUUCUGGAAAGCCUCGUCGAUUUUUAUCCAAAUGGUAUAAAGAUAGAUGCUGGUUGGAAUAUAGUAUAGACAAAGAUGCAGUAUUCUGUUUUUAUUGCUAUCUAUUUGGACAAGAUGUUGGUAAGCAAGGGGGAGGUGACACUUUUGUAACGAAGGGAUUCAAACUUUGGAAUCAGAAAGAUAAGUUAAAUUCCCAUGUUGGAGGAGUUAAUAGUGCUCAUUACCAAGCUGUCCAGAAGGGUAAUGAUUUGUUGAACAAAAAGCAACACAUUCAAAGUGUUUUUGUUAAGCAAUCAAAUCAAGAUAAAAUUGACUAUUGGAUUCAAUUAAAUGCAAUAGUUGAUUGCAUAAGAUUCCUUUUAUGCCGGGGAUUAGCUUUUCGUGGUCACGAUGAAUCCCAAGGUUCAAGUGAUAAAGGAAAUUUUCUUGAGCUUGUACAAUUUUUGGGGGAUCACAAUGAAUCUAUUAAUGAAGUGUUGCAAAAAGCUUCGAAAAAUUGCAAGCUUACCCACCCUGACAUUCAAAAAGAUAUUGUGAAUGCAAUUGCACGUGAAACAUCCAAAGCCAUCAUCAAGGAUCUUGACAAUGGGUUCUUUUCAAUAUUAGUUGAUGAGUUACGUGAUAUCUCAGUGAAAGAACAAAUGGCUCUCGUUCUUCGUUAUGUGAACAAAGAAGGCAUUAUUAUAGAGCGAUUCCUUGGUAUUGUACAUGUAGCAAGUACUACCGCUUUGUCACUCAAGCAUGCUAUUGAAUGUUUACUUUGUGAACAUAAUUUGAGUUUAUCGAACCUACGUGGGCAAGGUUAUGACGGGGCUAGUAAUAUGCAAGGUGAUAUCAAUGGUCUCAAAACUUUAAUUUUGAAAGAGAACAAGUCAGCAUUUUAUGUCCAUUGUUUUGCUCAUCAACUUCAAUUGACACUUGUUGCUGUUGCUAAAAAUCACAUUAACAUUGCUGAAUUUUUUUAUGUGGUUAGUAAUUUAGUAACUGUUGUUGGAGGUUCUUGUAAGAGACGAGAUGCUCUUCGAGAUACACAAUUUGCCAAAAUUAAAGAAGAUUUAGAGAAUGGUGUUCGUAGAAGUGGGCAAGGUUUGAAUCAAGAGACAAAUCUUAAACGUCCUGGUGAUACACGUUGGGGAUCAUAUUAUGGGACCAUUCUCAGUUUGAUUUUGAUGUUCUCUGCAAUUGUUGAUGUGCUAGAGAUUAUUGAAGAAGAUGGCCUCUCCGACCAAAAAGUUGAAGCUCGAUCUAUUAUGAGGUCAAUUCUUUCUUUUGAAUUUGUCUUUGCUCUACACUUGAUGAAAAAUAUUUUAGGGAUCACAAAUGAGUUGUCAAUAGCAUUACAAAAAAAAAAUCAAGAUAUAGUAAAUGCUAUGGAUCUUGUUAAAGUGUCUAAGCAACGGUUGCAAGUGAUGAGAGAUGAUGGAUUGGCAUCUUUAUUGGCUGAAGUAUCUUUAUUUUGUACCUCACAUGAUAUUCCUAUCUUGGACAUGGAAGCGAUAUUUGUAGUUAGUGGGAGGCCGCGGCGCAACACCCAACAAAAUACAAAUUUACAUCAUUAUCGUGUUGAGCUAUUCUACACAGUCAUAGAUAUGCAACUUCAAGAGCUUAACAACCGUUUUUCUGAGGCGAAUACUGAUUUGCUACUUUGUAUGGCUUGCUUGAAUCCAAGUAAUUCAUUUGUGGCUUUCGAUAAGGAAAAGUUGAUACGUCUAGCUAAGUUCUAUCCUUCUGAUUUUCUUGGGACAGAUAUUUUGGCACUUGACUCUCAACUGCAGAAUUAUAUUUUUGAUAUGCGCAGCAAUGACUUCUUUUUAGAGCUUCAAGGAGUUAGUGAACUUGCUGAAAAGUUAGUGAGCACAAGAAAACACGAGACUUAUCCAUUAGUCUAUUUGCUAGUGAAGCUAGCUUUGACCCUUCCAGUUGCUACUGCAACAGUAGAAAGAAGUUUUUCAGCAAUGAAAUAUGUAAAGAAUGAACUGCGCAAUCGAAUGGGAGAUCAAUGGAUGAAUGAUUGCUUGAUUGUGUAUAUUGAAAAAGAUGUAGCUUGUAGCAUUGAUAAUGAGACUAUUAUGCAACGAUUUCAAAAUAUGAAAACUCGUAGAAAGCAAUUGUAAAUUCUAUGUAUUUGUGUA